Messenger RNA from Bipolaris oryzae ATCC 44560, 1701 nucleotides. RefSeq lists its product as uncharacterized. The record is from RefSeq and is a predicted model, not a curated record. The transcript has 4 exons. The coding region runs from base 1 to 1701 and encodes 566 amino acids. Lineage: Eukaryota; Fungi; Ascomycota; Dothideomycetes; Pleosporales; Pleosporaceae. Gene Ontology annotation, molecular function: DNA-binding transcription factor activity, RNA polymerase II-specific; zinc ion binding. Gene Ontology annotation, biological process: regulation of DNA-templated transcription.
AUGGACCUCUCAGACCGAUGGCAGAAUAUUGCUCCUGCCUCAGACGAGCCCGGACAGCGACGCGCCCCGCCAGACCGUCGGAAGCGGAGGCAGGCCGUUGCUGUGGCUUGUGUGCACUGCCGCAACGGGAAGGCCAAGUGCGACGGCACGAGGCCACGAUGUAACCGCUGCAAGGAUAACGAUCUCAUAUGCCAAUACGAUGUCGCAGAGGGCGUCUCCAGAGCUGAGCGCAUGAAGAUCAUGAAGCGGGACAGCAUGACCGGCGAGCUCGAAGAUCUCAAACGCAUCGUCAACUUCCUCCGCUCAGGUACAGACGACCAAGCCGCAGCCAUUCUAGCAAGACUACGACUUGGUGACACUCCCGAGGACGUUGCAAAGUCUCUCUCCUUGGUACCCUCUCCAGCAGCAUCCACCCAACCCCCCAGCUUACUGGGCCAGGAGUCCACCGAUACCUCUGGAAGUGCAAUGAGCCACGACUCCCUUUUCGAUCCAAGCAAACCUACUCCCAAGUUUCGUCAAGGCUCCAGCGCAUCUUUGGCAUCGCCUCCAGGUCAAACUCCUGCUUGGUCACCUUCUGCAAAUCUUCCCCAUUCUGCAUUUGCGCCCCCAGGGAGAGGAAAGCAGUCAAGCAUCAGCGAAGAACAGUCCUUUUUGUGCCCUCUGUUUGACCGAGACGACUUUCUGCUACCCAAAGCCGAAGACGAGGGCGAAAGUGAUGACGCUGGCGAUGAUGAAUUCGAAGAGAGAAACAUUGACCCACGACUCACUCAGCAGGCUUCAACUUUUGACCUCCGUCCCAUUCCCUCGUCCUCGUCAAAAAGGCCUUCCCAAAGCCAGAGACUGUCCCCACACAGACACAACAGAGUCCGCUCCAUUUAUUCCACUCACCUUACUGGACGACAACCAAUUGUAAACACUAUCCGCAUCCAUCCCAAUCUCGAUAUUCGCAGCUUCUUCGAUAACACAUCUUUCACUACUAGCGCCGAGUCGAGCCAGUACUCCAAAUCUCAGGAUACGCAUACUCGCAAUCUCUUUCUGCCAACAUGGGCUAUGCUUCCAAUCAAUACAGUGCCCGACCCUGGUUCACUCCGACGCACUGUACCGAGUGUAUUACACGAGGCAACAAAAUUGAUAGAUAAUGGACAUCCGAUCGAAGAGAUUAUCGAGAAGCACCCAAAUAUUGCUGCUUUGUUUGACGAAGAAGUAUACAACAACUCGGGCAUUCUUUCCAAAUGGGCGGUUGGUAUGGUGCACAGCAUGUUUCUCAAAGGCAACACAUUUACAUGCUUCGGGUUCAUGUACCUUUUUUGGUCAUUGAUGCGCUGGGUGAUUUCACCUUCUCCCGAGACGUAUAACGCCAUGCCGGAAUGGCUCCGUCCGACCCCGAAUCAGCUUUUUAUGCCACAUAUCAAUAUCGUCGAUUUUGUCGUCUGGCCCGCCUUUCGCGAACUCGCCGUUCAAAUUCCCGCAAUGCAGGAACGCAUGGAGUGGCUCAUGGAUAUGAGCCUCAAUAUUCAGUGUGACUGGUCAUUCACCACCGCAGAGGCACUGCAUAAACAUGAAGAGACUGGCCGGGUGGACUUGUGCGACACAGCAAGAGAUGUUAUCCGGAAUUUGACCAACUGGAGCGUUGGACCGAGUUUCAGGGGAUACAUUAGCAACGCAGAUUCCUAUGUACGAAUCAGGACUGAGGGAUAUUGA